GGAAUGAAAAUGCUUGAGCAUAAAUAACUCAUACGGCGACCUACUCUAAAAAUAGAAGAAUUAGGGAGCUCUCUGGUGGGCAAAAUUUUUGAUUAAUAUAAUUGUGAUCUUAUUGUACACCAUAAAACUGUCGUCAAAUUUUACACAAUGAGUAAACGUAACCAUCUACAAGAUAUAUUUUUGGAGUUCGACUGGAGAAAGAUGUUCACCUGGAGCUACAUGAAGGGGCUAAUACUGAAUCCGACGCAGCUUUGGUUCGUGGCCACACUGAUCAUCGCUACUGAAUUGGUCGUGAACGUGUUAGUGAUUGAGCGCGUGCCGUACACCGAGAUUGACUGGAAAGCGUACAUGCAAGAAUGUGAAGGCUUCUUGAAUGGAACUUUAGACUACAGCCAACUCCGUGGUGACACCGGCCCCUUGGUAUAUCCAGCAGGAUUCGUGUACAUAUAUUCAUUGUUUUAUUUCCUUACAAGUCAGGGUACAAACAUUAUUCUGGCCCAGUAUUUGUUUAUAGUUAUCUAUUUGUUGCAACUUGUGCUUGUUCUUAGAAUUUAUAUUAAAACUAAGAAGGUCCCACCAUACGUCAUGGCAUUUACUAUUUUAACAUCUUAUAGGAUUCAUUCUAUUUAUGUACUGCGUCUGUUCAAUGACCCAAUUGCUGUAUUAUUCCUUUAUGCAUCAUUAAAUUUGUUUUUAGAAGACAAUUGGUUCUUGGGUAGUGUUUUCUAUAGUUUAGGAGUUUCAGUUAAGAUGAAUGUACUACUUUAUGCUCCUGGAUUGUUCUUCUUCUACUUGAUAAAUUUAGGCUGGUUUAAAACUAUGCAACAACUAGCUGUUUGUGGAUUAAUCCAGUUAAUACUUGGUGCACCAUUUUUGUUCAGCAAUCCGAUAGCAUAUUUAAAAGGUAGCUUUGACAUUGGUAGAGUUUUCAACCACACUUGGACAGUCAACUACAGGUUUUUGGAUGUUGAUAUAUUUGAAAACAAGUGCUUUCAUUUAACUUUAUUGGCAAUACAUGUUAUACUUCUUCUAAUUUUUUUGCCUUUGUGUACAAAAUAUUUUCAAACAUACUGUCGCUUAAAGUAUGUACAAAAACAAGUGCAACCUCAAAUUGAUUUAGAAAACAAAAUAAAUCAGAGAAAAAGUAAAAUUAAAAGAGAACAGAAAGUUAAAGCCGAAUUAGAAGUUGAAAAAUUAACCAAAGAACAAGAAGAAUUUUUGAACUCAUUUGAGAAUAUGUUGCAGAAGUCUUCUCAAAAAAGUGGGAAGAAGACUCACAAAAAGCCUAUUGAAGUGAAAGAACCCAUUAAAUACCACAUUAACUUUGAUAUCUUGUCUCAGAUGUUCAUACUUCCCAUGUUUAUAGUGAACUUCAUAGGCAUUGUGUGUGCACGGAGCCUACAUUAUCAGUUCUACUCAUGGUACUUCCACAGCUUGCCAUAUUUGUUGUGGUCUACUAAUUUUUCGAUCAUUUUUAAGUUUUUAAUCUUAGCUCUUAUAGAGUUUUCAUGGAAUACUUACCCAAGUACUGUUUUAUCUAGUAUGUUGCUUCAUUUUUGCCACUUGAGUAUAUUACUUGGGGUGUAUAAAAAAAUCUCAGUUGAACUUAAACUUGCUGCCAAAGUCCAAUAAAAAUAAAAUCUUAAUUAACUGAAAUAUUCUUUAUUGCACCACAAAUAAAACAGAUUCAAGACAGAUUUAAUAUGUAAAUAAAGGUUGCAACGGGCAGUCUUAUUA
Molecule: messenger RNA, 1737 nt
Organism: Cydia amplana
Lineage: Eukaryota; Metazoa; Arthropoda; Insecta; Lepidoptera; Tortricidae
Gene: Alg3
Product: lethal(2)neighbour of tid protein 2
Exons: 1
Coding region: 148-1632 (494 amino acids)
Cellular component (GO): endoplasmic reticulum
Molecular function (GO): dol-P-Man:Man(5)GlcNAc(2)-PP-Dol alpha-1,3-mannosyltransferase activity
Source: RefSeq, a predicted model, not a curated record